Molecule: messenger RNA, 1539 nt
Organism: Aspergillus wentii DTO 134E9
Lineage: Eukaryota; Fungi; Ascomycota; Eurotiomycetes; Eurotiales; Aspergillaceae
Product: ACL4 family protein
Exons: 2
Coding region: 140-1327 (395 amino acids)
Biological process (GO): cell division
Molecular function (GO): protein binding
Source: RefSeq, a predicted model, not a curated record
CGCUGCUCAACUUUUUUCAUUUAAAAAGCACCCCAGGUAUAAUACGAUAUAUUUAUACUUGGUAUUGAUAUCGGAAACGUAUUUUUAUCAACCAGGAAAUCAAGUGUACGUUUGACGAUUUUUGUUACGAUCAUAUACCAUGGGCAAGCCCAGAACCCAGAAAAAGAAGACAUCUAAAUCCCGCGCAAAGUCCGUCCUCGGUCCUGGCGGCUCAAUAUCAAAGCAGAAGAUGAACCAAGACCCCUCGAAGCUCCUUGAGCAGGCUACGACCCUCCUUCAGACAGGCCGGGCCGAUGAAGCGCUUUCGCUAGCUCAGCAAGCCCUCAAUAAUGCGCCCGCCAAUUCGCCCGAUCAACUGUCCGCUAUAAACUCGGUCGCAGAAAUCUACGUUGAGCUUGGAGAGAUCGAUACUGCACGAGAGUAUUUUAUUCGCUCAGUGGAAUUGGACCCGAAUGGCACAAUACCUGAAUCCCAAGGAGGGGGCGCCGAGAAGUUCCUUUGGCUGGCUCAAUUGAGCGAAUCUGGAGGAGUUGAGAGUGUCCAAUGGUUCGAAAAGGGUGUUUCAUCCCUCAGACAUAUCAUCCAACAGUUUGAGGGGAAAACCGAUUCGGAAAGCACCGCUGCUUUGGAAGAAAAGAAGAAGAAAUUGGCAAAUGCUCUGUGUGGAGUUGCCGAGAUUUACAUGACUGAUCUCUCUUGGGAAGAAGAUGCAGAGGCCCGCUGCGAGGCCCUCAUUACAGAGGCUCUCCAAGUUAACCCCACCGCACCCGAAGUGCUACAGACUCUUGCAUCCAUCCGGAUAUCACAACUGCGAACAGACGAUGCCCGAGAAGCGCUGUCGAAGAGUCUGGGGUUGUGGAAAGACUUGCCCCCCGAAGACCUAAGAAUCCCGGAUUUCGCGACGCGAAUCAGUCUUGCCCGUCUCCUAAUGGAGGUUUCCAUGGAGUUUGAGGCAAUUCAAGUGCUUGAACGUCUGAUCCUGGAAGAUGAUCAAAGUGUUGAGGCAUGGUACCUAGGAGGAUGGUGUCUUUAUCUUCUGGCCGAAAAGCAACAAGCGCCUGAAGAGGCGGAAGCUGAAGAAGAAACACCUGAGGCCAGACGCCAUGCAUCGCUAGUCGCCAGUCGCGAGUGGCUCAAACAAAGCUUGACGCUCUACGGCCUCAUUCAAUACGAAGAUGAGAGACUCAAAGAGCACGCUCUCGAGCUGGUCCAGGGCAUGAACAAAGAAAUCGGCGAGGACAUGGAUGAAGAAGAAGAAGGUGAAGAGCAAGUAGGCGAAUGGGAAGAUGACGAUUCGGACGAAGACGACGAAAUGGCGGAUUCAUAAAAUAGUAGCACGCACUAUAUUCUCACGAAACACGGGAUUUUGUCAUGAUACCAAUAGAGAAAAGAGAGAUGCCCUCCUAAUGAAAAGUGUUUUUGAUCAUGUAUAUCCCCAACGUAUCACAGCUGCCCUUGUAGAUGCCGCAUGAUCACCCCCGUCUUGCCACUCUCGGUCUCUUUGUCGCGCAAUAUCAAGGCAUCGGCGCCGGAUUAAGU